AAAAAAAUAAAAAUUUCCAGCCUAUUGUUUGUUUGCUACUGUUAGAUGAGAAAAGUGUAGAUCCUGAACUAAUAGAAAUCUGAUAUCAGAGUGAAAAGAAGAUACCGAAAUAAUGGACGUCCCCUCCAGCAGUAACACUAGUUGCUCUGAUUUUGCUUUAUAUGACUAUCUGCAAUCGCAUCACAUCUCCUCCAGCACUAGUGCUAGUUGCUUUGAUCUUGCUUUAGAUUUUCUAGCCAAGUUUCCAGAGUAUUCGGUUUUCCCCAACUGCUUGGACCUCCUGGACCUGGAGCAUAAGGUAAUAUUAUUGAAAACCUUUUUUCUGUAUGUCAAAAUGUGUAGGAGGAGGAGGAACCAUGAAGCGCUUUUGGAGCAUGAUCAGGAGCACAAGGAUAAUACUGUCUGAAAGUUUGAGACGUAGUAGUAUUUGCUUCAGAAUUCAAGAUGUGGUUAUCAGGAUGGUUCAUGAUCUUCAGUCUGCUGAUCUUCUAUACAAACAUUCUACUGAGUCAGAUCGUGACAUCAAAGCAAGUGCGGUGACCAGAUCCCAGGAAAAUAUCAUAGUUUUUCUUGAGACAGAUGUCAAGAAAUCAUGCAGAAUCAUCUUCUUCGACUGUUACUCACGGGCAGAUCCACGACUAGUUAUGGAUCUUAUUGUGUCCCUUUCACAGACUCUGAAGUCCUGUUACCCUUUAGUUGGGAAGCCAAUGGAUACCGUUAGACACAAGCUAAUGCUCUUAAGGAAUCUCAUUCGUUUUGUGACAAUGCGAGGUGUUGAGUGUGUGCAACUGACAGAUCUCUUCAGUCAAGUUGCAGCUGUGGCUGCACGCCUAUUUUCUGUAUGUCAGUUUGACAGACAUUAUAUCCUAGUAGUCAAACAAAUGAGAUCCGAAAUUUCUCAGCUGAUACUUAAGAAGAUAAAUCUUCUUGAUCCUCAAGUCCGAGAAACUUGCAUACAUGUCCUGACAGCUUCAAAGAAACAAUCAAGAUCAUCACGUGCUUUAGCCCUUGAGGAGAAUGGGUGUCCAGUUGUAGUUCAAUUUGUUGAGUCUCUCCACCAUUAUCUUAUGGAUCUACCGGGAUAUCAUGCCAGUUUUCGGGUUCCAGUUAAGGAUCAUAUUCUAAAACUCCAUCAGGGAAUAAGAUACUUGAGUACCCUUAUCAAACAGGAGGAGAAACUUGAUAAUGAAAUAAAGGAUCUUCUUGGACUUGCAGUCUGUGAUGCAGGAAUUCUGAUCUUCUCCCUUUCUGUAAAUGAAAUCCAAGAAGGCUUGCCCAGGGAAACAUAUCUUAGGCUGUUUCAUUUGCACAAAGUUCUCAAGUAUAUGAUGGCAGAGCUUGCACACAAUUAUCCGGUAAUAUCACCAUAUUCAUCAUUUAAUUAUUGUAGAUCCAAUGAGUUGGGAUAUAUGGAUUUUUUCCUAGAAGAUCUCCAGGAACUAGCAAGGUUUGAUAAGGCUGAUGAGUCAAAUGUUUUCUUAUUGGAUAGAAUCCAAAUGGUCCACAAAGGUCUUGUAGUCUUGAGAUCUGUCCUUGAGAAUAUAAAGGAGCAGCGCUUUCAGAAUGAAAAACUCCAAGCUUUCUGGAGUUAUGUUAUGGAGGUUGCUUACAAGGCAGAGUUAUUGAUUAACUCGACACUUGUUGGUGAUGAAUGUGAAGAUUCUUUGGGAGCAAUAACUAGAGAUAUCAAUCUUCUGAAGAUUGAAGCCCUAGAGAUCCACAAUGGUCAAACCCAGAGAGUUAACCGGACCUUCAUUCACAUACCAUCACAGCUUACUGCAGCCAUACACAAUGAAGAUCUAGUGGGUCUCGAUGACGUGGUGGAAACUAUCAUUGAUCGACUUACGAGAGGAUUAAAGCACUUGGAUGUUGUUUCCAUUGUGGGUAUGCCUGGGCUUGGUAAGACCACAUUAGCCAAUAAAGUUUAUACUGCUUCUUCAGUUAGGUCACAUUUCCAUGUUCGUGGCUGGUGUUGUGUUUCUCAAACAUAUAGCAAAUACAGUUUGUUUGCUCAGCUUUUGUGUAGUAUUCAUUCUGAGAGUUCUGACAAGUAUCUUAAGAUGGAUGAAAAUGAUUUGGUUGAGAAGCUAAGGCAAGUUUUACUAAGAACUAGGUAUCUCCUCGUUUUGGAUGACUUGUGGGACGUUGGGGCAUGGAAUUUGUUGGAAAACUCACUGCCGAAUGAUGUCAAUGGAAGCAGGAUUCUUUUCACCAGCAGAUCCCGGGAUUUGUCUUUGCAAUUUAAACCUGGUAGCAAGCCUUACCAUCUCCGCCAAUUUACCGACGAGGAGAGUUGGGCAUUGCUACAGAAAAAGCUAUUUGACAAAGAAGGUUGUCCUCCAGAACUAACUGGAGUUGGAUAUCAAAUAGCAAAAAUUUGUAGGGGUUUACCCCUCACAGUUGUCCUUGUUGCUGGAAUUCUUGCUACUAUUGCACAAGAUAGCUGGGAAGAAUUUGCAAAAAGUCUAAGUUCUAUUGUCCUUCAGGAUGAAUACUGCAUGAAGACGCUUGAAUUGAGUUAUAGUCAUUUACCAGAUUAUUUGAAGCCAUGCCUUCUAUACCUUGCUGCAUUUCAAGAGGAUCAAGUUAUUAAUGUUCGAAGGUUGUUAUGGCUUUGGAUCUCUGAAGGAUUCGUGCAACAGAUUGAAGGAGAGAGUUUAGAGGAAGCAGCUUACAACUAUUUGAUGGGUCUAAUUAAUAGAAGUUUAGUUAUGGUUACCCAAAAAGGAGCUAUGAAUGGCGCCAAAACCUGCCGACUUCAUGAUUUGGUACACGAGUUUUGUGUGAAAAAAGCCGAAGAAGAAAGUUUUCUACAUAUUAUUCAUAGUUGGAAAGACCCGUUUGGUCUUACUGGACAAAGCAACCCCCAUCGAGUUUGUGUUCAUAAUACCGGGGAAUUGAAGGUUUGGGAGUCGAUACUAAUUUUUCCCAAUUUACGCUGUUUGCUCUUGUUUGGAAAUGAUUAUUUUGAACCUCAAGAGGAGGAUUGGGGGAUUUUGUUACCUAAACUUCUUAGAGUGUUGGAUUUGGGGGGUUUGAUCAUUGGGAAAUCAUUUCCGAUGGAAGUAGUAUUGCUUGUUCACUUGAGAUACCUGGUGCUCAGUGGAAUACGAUCCAUCCCAUCUGCAAUAGACAACCUCUCAAGGUUGAAAACUCUUAUCGUACAAAAGCCGCAUUCUCAUGUUGAGCUGCCAAAUACUAUUUGGAACAUGAAGACGUUGCGUUAUCUACGUACUACAGAUGGGAUUCGAGGUUUCAUUUUUCUAGAUGGAAAUCUUGAAGUAUUCCCUGAUUUAGACCAUUUAGACACUUUAAGCCUUGUAAUUGAUCCCUCCCCUCAAUGCUUGCAAAAGAUGCUGAAAAAGUUACCAAGCAUCCGCAGGCUAAAAUGUUGGAGAUCAUGUGAUUCACAAGCAGCUACCAGAAAUUGCGACAAGAUUCUUGUUUUUGACUGUUUGAAUCAUCUACAAUCACUUCGUUUGACUUAUUUUUGUGGAUAUGGAUUUAAAUUCCCAUUGAAUUUGAAGAAGUUGACUCUCUCAGAUAAUUUUCAGCCAUGGAGUGAAAUUUCAACAAUUGGAAAGUUGCCUCAUCUUGAAGUGCUUAAAUUACUCGGGCGUUCCUUUGUUGGGGAAGAAUGGGUAAUGAAAGAAGGGGAGUUCCCUAACCUCCGAGUCUUGCUAUUGUCAUUGUUGGACAUUCGCAGCUGGAUCGCAUCUUCUGGUAAUUUUUCCCGUCUUGAGAAAUUGGUCGUGUACUGGUGUGGAGGGCUGGAAGAGGUCCCUUCUUGUUUAGGGGAAUGCCCGACUCUCGAAAUGGUUGAUGUGGUAGGUUGUAGUGAGUCUGUUGAAAAUUCUGUAAAGCAAAUUCGGCAAGAACAGCUGGAUAUGGGAAAUGGGGUUCUAAAGCUCGGGAUUAAUGGUUGUUUUGACUGAUCUUCCUCAGAAGAAGAGUCCAAUUCCCUCAGAAGCAGAGUCCUUUUCCAUUCUCGACAAUGGUGAAGCAUUCGUGUCCCAUUUUGAUUUGGGUGAGAGUGAAUAAUGUAAAGUGGGAUUCAACUCAUUAUGAGAGCAGAUUUCUUUGGAAGGCGAGCCUAUUUCUUCUCAUCACACUAGAAAAUGUGAAAACUGAGAGAGGUCCCUUCUUGUUUAGGGGAAUAUUGUGAGUCUGUUGUAGCAAAUCUACAACAGCAAAUGGGAGCAGAGUUGAGUUUCCCAGAAGAAGAGUCAAUUCGCUCGGAAGCAGAGUCCUAUGCCUCAGUUCUGUGUAUAUGUUGAAUCAGUUUUAUGUUUCACGUAACUUUUUUCAAUGAUGAAGCAUUCAUGUCUCUUGUUGAUCAGCAUGUGUUUCUUGAAGCAGUAUCAGGGCCUUUUCAACUCUUUUGUUUGUGAUUGCAGCUAUAUAAAUUUGUGAUUUGUGAUUGCAGCAGCAAGAACAGUCCUGGAUUAAACAAACCAAUAAUAUUAUUUAUCUGUAAUCUGUUUCUAUGAUGUUCUUCAGGUUCUUUUCUCGUUCGAGGUUCGAAAUGUUUGUA
Coffea arabica (coffee) is the source of this 4534-nucleotide messenger RNA. RefSeq names its product putative late blight resistance protein homolog R1A-3. NCBI's taxonomy places the organism in Eukaryota, Viridiplantae, Streptophyta, Magnoliopsida, Gentianales, Rubiaceae. The record is from RefSeq and is a predicted model, not a curated record. Gene Ontology annotation, biological process: defense response to other organism. Gene Ontology annotation, molecular function: ADP binding.